GAUUGCAUCUCUAUGGAGCUGAGUCCUGUGCUCUCGAAGUUGUUUCCUCCACCGCCUGGUUCACAAACGCCACCUCAGAUCCCGAGAGCUCAAUAUGGUUAUCCAGUACCUCCGGCUCUACGGCCUCAUGCUGGCCCACCUACCGGGAUAACUCUCCCGAAUGCGUUGUCGAUGCUCAUGCUGCGUUCGAAUCAUGCUUCGCACGUCAGCAAUAGCAUGCAGAACCAGAACAAAAGCUCGAACAACUUCGAAAUUCAUCCGUUGCACCCAGAGAUACGCCACGUUGUGCCACCUGCAAAUCCUGUGAAGUCACCGCCCGAGGAGAUGCGGAAGAAGAAGCGCAACCCGCAUAACAAGGCUCGCGCUACUCAACGCCAGGCGAAUGCGAACUCGACUAUGCUGCUGUCCGAUGCUUCUUCAACAUCCAAUCAAGUGGUAGUUUCCUCGACAAACGCUCCUGGGGGAGGCACAAUCGUUUCUUCACGCGAUGAAAAAGGCCAGAUCCACGUAAGAGUUGAAUACGAUCGAAGCCAGAUCCUUCGCUCCGCUCACUCACCGUACUCACUUCUGCCACCAGCAUGUCUGAAAAGCAUCGUUCUGAACACAUCCGAGAUUCUGAGUCGAUUUCCGCAGAGACACGGAAUUAACCUUCAAACUUCGUGCGAACUGACCGCAUGACGCCCCCAUCCAGCCAAUGAACCUAGCUGGCACUUUCGAUGCUAAUGAUUGAGGCUGUUGACUUUCUUGUGCCAUUCCACUUGUGUUGUGCUAUUGUUUUUCUCUCUCGAGUUAUUGAGCUUAACGUAAAAUAAAUGGUAGC
Cylicocyclus nassatus is the source of this 820-nucleotide messenger RNA. The record is from the annotation of a GenBank genome assembly. Lineage: Eukaryota; Metazoa; Nematoda; Chromadorea; Rhabditida; Strongylidae.